This is a messenger RNA of Colletotrichum siamense, 2259 nucleotides long. RefSeq lists its product as uncharacterized. The record is from RefSeq and is a predicted model, not a curated record. NCBI's taxonomy places the organism in Eukaryota, Fungi, Ascomycota, Sordariomycetes, Glomerellales, Glomerellaceae. Bases 1 to 2259 code for a protein of 752 amino acids. The transcript has 2 exons.
AUGGCGACUCUGCCGCCCAAUUCUCUGCUUGCCCGAUCCCGGCAACCGCGCGCCGUCCCGUCAGCAAAGGCUUCGGGCGCAUCUGUGACCACCUCUGUAGCUCCGCCGCCCAUUGCUACCUCCAAUGUCAAUCUGUUUCUCACCAAUCUUCGUCUGCUCGACUUUCCUUCCUACCCUGAUUGGCCCGACUUCGACGCCCAAACUUUCACGGUGCAGAAGAAGCGCAUCCAGUGCGUAGAAUGGACGCUUUACCAGCUCUUCGUGCUCUGGGACCCGGAAGAGGCGCGAAAUAAGCUUCAGCCCUUCUUCCCUCCUCGAGAUCAUGUCCAAUCCUUGAAUCUGCGUGCCGCCCUCUUACGAAGCCUCGAGCAGGCCAAAAAGACCGGAGUUCUUGGCCGCGAUGCCGUCGUACGCAAGACAAUGUUGGAUGAGUGCAGGGGUGAACGGCUAGAAGAGGUCCUUGCUGUCUUUUCCUCGGCUGUUCUCAAAAAGAUGGUUGCAGAAGUUGCCGAAGCUGAGGGAGAAUACCCCGCUGUCGCUCAGCAACUGGCACUGGAAAAUCGUGGAUACAGCGCUGAACGCGCUGAGCUGGUGACACUGGCUCUUGCUCAUAAGGUAUCCAUUAGGCAUGCGAUGCGAAGAAAGGAUGAAGCGAGGCAACGAUACCGUGGCCUCGCCGAGCUGCUGCAUCUCAAGGAGCAGAACAUUGCGCACCGGAAAGAGCAGAUCAGGGCUGCACGAGAGCAGUCGAAACAUAAAGACAUCUCGGACGAUGUGAAGCUGGAUACCUGGAGAACGGUCCGCAACAACUGGGCUGGAAACGAACAGUGGAUGGAGACCUUGCUUUAUGGUGAUGCAAAUGCGCGAAAAGAUGGCGUAUUGACAGCACCUUUCGAUCGAGUUUGGAGGCGUCUGCAGUCCGGUCGCCUUGCCGAGCUGGAAGACCACGGGAAAGGUCUGCUGGAGCAACUCGACGGCCGGGUGAAGACCCAAAAGGAGAGACUAGCGAAAUGGCAGCAUUUCCGACAAAACAUGUUUGGCGACCAGCCACUAGCUCCCACUCCCUCGACGUCCCGCCCAGCAAAAUCUAAACGAGGUAUCGAUCUCGGUUUCGACAAGCAUGAGAGCCUCCGCCUUGGAAGAAUGAGCCCAAGAAAGCAGCUUGCAAGAAGGACACCCCAUUUGACCUCUGACUAUGCAGAUUUACUCGACGGAUGCGAAAGGGAUCUGGCCCAGGUGGGCGCUCAACCAGUGAUCAACUUCACCGAAAUGUUUGGGCCGCCACGAUCCCAUCGCCUAGGCCAACCAGAGCGGCCCGAAACAAUUUCGGGCGCGAGGGAGAGUCUCGGGGAGGAAACAAUAUCCGAGCUGAGCGAGCUGGAGGACGAUGGCCACGUUUUGCAACAUGCUCCGCGGCGGCCCUCGACACACGAUGUAGCACCGCCAUCACGACGCCUUGGGCGACCGUCUCUCCAGCUCUCGGAAGAGGCCAAACGGCAUGCCGAGUUACCGCGGCCGCUUCCAAGCCCUCCAGUGCUCCCCCCGGACACACACGACGAGCUAUCUAUACCCCCACCGACUCCGCCACUACCAGAGGAGGAUGAACUCACCCAAAAGAUUCCAAGCCGAUCCCCCAGUCCUCUACCGCUAGCCGCGGAACAGCCAGUUAUUUCUUUUGACAGUGAAGAAGACAUACCUGAACCAGAACCCCCGAAAUCACCCACACAAGAAUUGGCAGACCAAAUUCUUGACGACAUAAACAACGCUUCUCCUUCUCCCGUCAAACGUCCGAAGCCUAGACAUACGUUAUCGCUUGCCGAACGAACCAGGCUGUCCAUGGCGCGGUCUUCACGUGGGGUACGGUAUGAUCCGGACGAUGACGAGGAUGAAACCUUGUCCUUACGACCUCUAUCAACACCCAGCAAACACAAUGAAGACCUUACGAUCAACAUUACAGACGAAGACGAUUUAAUGUCUCGAACACGACGAAGCAUGGCAGGUUUUGAGGCUGCCCGCCAGAAGGCACAGCUGGAUCGACAAAGGUCACUGAAGAAAUCUCGGGCGCGGGCAAGGACGGAAGGCAGCCAAUUCCCUGCCGUUGAAGAGGAGACGAUAGAAUUGGACCCGGACGCGUCCAUCCUCGCAGAAGAACUGAUGGCCAGAGAGGAUAUGGAGGCGGUUUUUAGGAGUCGGCCAAGGAUCAAGACCAGCCCAGCUCCCUCACCUUCGAGAAGACCUCUCGAGGCCGAAGAUGUAUAG